UUACCAAAGGAAGAGGUUUUCAGACUGAACGAUGAAGACAAUCAAGUGUUUGAUAUUCCACUUGCUGAUAUUCUCAGUGCUGUGUGUUCUAGUGAAGGGUUUUGGAAGGCCAUCACCUCCGAGAUCAGGUGUUAAUCAUUUGCAACAAGAGUUAAAGAAAUUUGAACAAAUAGGAGCUAAGCUUGGUGAGGAAAUGGAAGUAUUGAGUGAACAGAUUAAUGAUCUGAUAUGUAAGAACGGAAGUGCAAACGUAACAACAGUAAAGCGAAGCCUACAACCAACAUUAACAUCAAUGCAAGGUCAGUCAUCAAACAGUCAAAAACAACCUAUGCAACAACAACAAUAUUAUCCAUCCAAUACGAUGAUGAACAGUCAAAUGGGAAAGAGAAUCACCAACAAUGCACAACAACCAAUGAGUGCAUACUCUCAAAAUUCUAAUUUAUAUAGUAAACAGAGUGGAUAUGGACAAUCCACUGGUCAAUCACAAAUGAUCAAACGUCAACAACAACAAUCAAGACCAAUACAAGCUCACUCUCCACCACAACGUCAUCAACAAUAUGGAAAUCCUGAACAACACCCAGUUUAUGAACCACCUCAAUAUUACGAUAACAUAGGAUGGGGUGAAAAUGUACCAGACAGUUAUGAGCCUGUUGGUGGGCCAUAUGCAUAUGAUGAUUACGCUGAAGAACAGGAUAUGGGUGGUGAUGAUAAUAUAGAGAAACGUGAAGUGAAAUAAACUGAAAUUAGAUUAAGAAUGACAGUUUUGUUGGAGAGUUAUAUGGAGAUAUGCUGAAAUCCUGUAAUUACUUAGAUAAAUAUUGACUGUUUAUCUUCGUGUGUUUAAAUAUAAUUCAAUAGCUCG
This is a messenger RNA of Schistosoma rodhaini, 862 nucleotides long. NCBI's taxonomy places the organism in Eukaryota, Metazoa, Platyhelminthes, Trematoda, Strigeidida, Schistosomatidae. The record is from the annotation of a GenBank genome assembly.